UUGAGCGAUGUGCUAACUGGGUUGAUCCAAGUCAGCGCGGGUGCAGGUGGGCUGUGGCACGCGAGGCGGCGGCUCGGAUCCCGCUUCUGCCCUGCGGCGAGGGGCCGGUCGUGCGCAGGCUCUGGUGGGCGGAGCGGGUGUGGCCCGGGCUGGACGCCGCACGGGAGCCGGUCUGGGCCGCGGGUUCUCGCGUCGCGCUGCCGCCUCCCCCUGCUCGUCCCGGGGUGGUUCGCGCCGGAGCGCGCGGCGUUUGAAGCGCGGAGCCUGGGCGCCAAGUCCCGCGUCCCGAGUCUGAGCGGCUCCAUGGACUCCCGGCGGGCAGAGCUCCGCGCCCUGGAAGCCGAGAUCGCGGCCCUGCGGCGGGCUUGUAGGGAGACACCGGCGCCUGUGGGAGACACUGCCCAAGCCCGAACAUCACUUCAGGAAAUAUACCGAUUGGAUUCUCAAGGAUGGGGAACAUCAAAAGAUUUGAGGAGUCAUGUUGGACAUUUAGAAUCAGAACUUCUAUUUCUAAGUCGGCUUACUGGUAUCAAUAUAAUUAAUUACUCUAAGAAGACAGAGGAACGAGCAAGCACCAAGAUGGCAGAAGAGAGUUUAACGAAAGUUCUAGAGAGACACAGACUAUCAGGACAUUGCCAGAUGAUUUCAUUUCAGCUGGAAUUUCAGAUUCUGGAAAUUCAGAAUAAGGAGAAUCUAUCUUCUGUUAUUACUGACCUUAACAUAAUAAUGGAGCCCACUGAAUAUUCAGAAUUAAGUGAAUUUGUGUCCAGAGUAGAGGAAAGAAGAGACCUCUUCAUGUUUUUUCGAAGCUUACACUUUUUUGUGGAGUGGUACGAAUACCGUGAGCGCACAUUUAAACAUUUCCAGGAGAAGUACCCAGAAGUCGUGCGUCUCUCCGAGGGGGCCUCCUCCAGCAGCAUGACGGUCCAGAGUGCCAGCCUGCCAUGGUAUGAAUUAGUCAUUGUCUGGAGAAUACAAAUAGAUGCGGAAGGGAAGGUAUUGCCAAAGCUGGAUCUUCUCCCCAAAGUGCCGAAGCAAGCCCUGGAGCUGGACAAGAACAGAGUCAUACAAACUGCUCCUCUCAGUUUCCGAACCCUUCUCAGUGUGCUGGGCAUUGAAGCCACUCUAGAAAGCCUGGUAACAUGCCUCUGUCCCAAGGAAAACUAGGAAGGAGAGCCGGCACCCAGAAGCAUGUGAUUUUAUUGAAUAGAAACAUGUUAUUUUCCACUUAGAAAUCAUAUCUUCUGUUGUCUUUGCCACUAUGGCACAUUAUAUACACCUGUCUUGACAUGAAAAAUAAAUAAAGCUAUUUAAAUACAAAAUGCUAAA
Molecule: messenger RNA, 1329 nt
Organism: Erinaceus europaeus (western European hedgehog)
Lineage: Eukaryota; Metazoa; Chordata; Mammalia; Eulipotyphla; Erinaceidae
Gene: CENPP
Product: centromere protein P
Exons: 8
Coding region: 304-1167 (287 amino acids)
Biological process (GO): CENP-A containing chromatin assembly
Cellular component (GO): chromosome, centromeric region; nucleus
Source: RefSeq, a predicted model, not a curated record